Messenger RNA from Colletotrichum chrysophilum, 4212 nucleotides. RefSeq lists its product as uncharacterized. The transcript is spliced from 2 exons. Lineage: Eukaryota; Fungi; Ascomycota; Sordariomycetes; Glomerellales; Glomerellaceae. Gene Ontology annotation, molecular function: ATP hydrolysis activity; protein binding. The record is from RefSeq and is a predicted model, not a curated record. The coding region runs from base 1 to 4212 and encodes 1403 amino acids.
AUGGAUGAGAAGGCACAGCUCCUGCGCUCCGACAGCAUCCACCGACAGUUUGCGAGGAUCCUCGCUGAUGCCCAAAAACAAUAUGCCGACUCCACCGGUCUCGAUCUCAAGGACUACAUGAGCCCGCCCAUGAGAACCACCGAAGACCUUCUCAACGUCGUCAACCGCCAGAAUGAACAGUUUACGAGCUUUCGCGAGAAGCGCCAGACCUUGUUCCAAUGCUUGUCCGCUGCAUGCAAGCCCCUUGAAGUCGUCGGCGAAGCCCUGGCUGGCGCAUCCGAAGAGAUUUUCCCACCUGGCCAGACCAUCUUCGCUGCCGUCAUGUACCUCGUGAACGCCGCCAAGGACGUCUCGGCAUGCUACGACUCCAUCAUCGACCUGUUCGACCAGAUGCAGGACUUCACCAUCCGACUCAAGUCCUACGUGUCACAAAAAAUGUCCAACGAGCUUCACGAUAAAAUCGUCAAGAUCCUCGUCACCAUCUUCGAAAUAUUCGUCAUCGCGGCGCACGAGGUGCGGAAUGGCCGUUUCAAGUCCUAUUUCAAGAGACUGUUUGGGAAGGAGAGCAAGGUGCCUGAGGGUAUGAAAAAGCUGGCAGCACUCACCGAGGGUGAGGAGCGACUCGUUAUUGCAGAGACCAGCGCCGGCGUAAAGCGGUCGCUGUCCAACCAAGAUCGCCUGCUUGAAAUGAUGUCAAGGGUCGAUGUUAACGUCCAGACCCUUCGUGCUGAAACACGCGUGCCCCAGACGAGGGAGCAGGCGCUCUCCUCCAACAGAGAUAAACUCAAGGGCAUCCUGCAGCCCUCAGUAUACCCAGAAGACUCUCUCUCGGCCCUGAACAGGACAAGGACGCCGGGUACCUGCGACUGGAUCUUGGAGGAUCCCUCCUUGAAGGCUUGGCUGGCAGGUGAUAUUCGUUUCCUCUGGGUUGCAGGAAACCCAGGGACCGGAAAGUCGUAUUUGACGUCUCGUCUUGUUUCGUGGGGCCAAGAGCUUCUCAAUAACCAAGAUACCACCAGCAUGAUGGGGUACUUCUUCUUCAAGCAGAACAACCCAGAGUCUCGCUCCAUGACACAGGCCUUGAGAGACAUGGCGUACCAAAUCAGUGAACAGGACGUUUUUUACGGCAAGCAGCUCAUCCGCGAAGUAGCUACCAGCGACGAGAUCAAGACCGUUUCGAGUGCAUUCAGGAAACUGCUUGUCGAACCAUGCGUGCCCGACAGGUGGAAAAGACACAUAUAUGUACUCAUAGACGGCCUGGACGAGGCCGAACCUCGCGAAGUCACCGAAUUUCUGUCGCUAUUGGAUGACCUUAAUCAGCAAUCCGCGGAAUUUACACGGGUCCAAGUCGCACUGAUUGGACGACCAAGCCUCUCGGACGACAUAAACGACUACAUCGGGAACGACUCUACUGGGGGUCAGCAACUCCGAACGAUACACGUUACACCCGACAAAAACAGCUCAGAUAUUGUAUCUUACAUCGUCGAAGGCGUGAAUUCUGCGCGGAUUCUCCGAGGGUCCACCGAGGAUUUCAAAGAGAGUAUUAUCGAGGCAAUGGUUAAGCAGGUCGAUGGCUUAUUCAUCUUGGCCAAGUUCAUGUUAGCAGAGCUCAGCCGCAUACGGCAUCCCAGAAGGAUCAUUGAGAGUCUGCAGUCGUACCCGAAAGAAAUCAACGGUAUGCUUAAGAAGGCUGUCUUGGGAUUCAGCGCAAGCAUCACCCAAGAAGAGGCGGACGAUCUGAACGAGAUUUUACGUUGGGUUUCGGUGGCUGAGAUGGGUCUCACACUGGAACAAAUCGAGGCCGUCCUUACUCUCAAAAUGGGCGAUGCACCAUUUCGCCUCGAAGAGUCUUUGAGAGGACAGUUCUCAUGUUUCUUCACGCUCGAGCGCGAGGAUGGCUUAUCGACUGCGGAUCUUGCCGACCGACAUGAACUUCAUCGCCGACUUUCUCUUAUUGACCUAGACACCGCGAAGAAAACGAGCCCAAGGACAAGCCCGGACUUCUUGGACGUUGACAGGGACAUUGAGUACUUUUCAAACAAAAGCACUACAUACGUAACAUUCUUCCACAUGUCCGUCAAAGAAUUCUUCAGGGAUGACACCUCGACGGAUCUGAGAGCAGACGCCAAAUCUCCCUCCAUUGGCUUUAAGCUGGCCGACGCCAGACUUCACGUCCUGAAAACUUGCCUGCGUAUCUUCACCGACCCGACAUAUUUCACACUAGGCCACGAAGGUCUCUCUCUGCAACGAUACGCUGCGUGGUACUGGCCAGAACAUCUCGAAGACGUCAAACGUUCCGAUAUCUCAGUGGCUGAGAAGGCAGACAUCGGACAGCGCCUUUACACCAUGCUCACGGAUCCCACUGUGCUCCUGACGUGGACCAAUCUCUUUGAGGAGGCGCUGGAUAUCUGGACAGACAAGAACAUUGAGGUGGUCUCCAAGUGGCUAAAAGACCCUGACGUCCUCAGCGGGCUCAGCGUCGAACAGAGAGCAUGGGCAACUGCUGCGUCGUCAUAUCCUGCGCGGCUGCUGGAGCCCAUGGGUGGAAUUUUCUCCAAAGCAUGGGUUGUCGAAGGCUUCGGGAUGUACAUGCCAACCCUGUUCUGUUUCGGUGUGGUGCAGUCCUUGCCUCUGCUCGAGGAGGGUAAGCCAUGGUCAUACUCCGAACUGCACUGGCAGGAUGUUAAGAUCGAAGAAAGAAUCCAAAGAGCCACCGAUUGGGCCAACCACCCCAAGACUGGGCAUUGGUAUCGAAGAAUCGGCAGUACGCUGCUCAAUCUCGGGGAACACAAAAAGGCGCUGGAGUACUUCGAAAACGCACUCAACAUUGAUAGCAACAUCGUGGAGAGUUGUGGUCGCAUGGGACUUUGCCACGCAAUGAGCGGCAAUUUUGAAAAGGCACUCAAGCUUCAUCUCAUGUGCGAAGUCGUAGAACAGGACCACAUGGCCAAAGGCUACUACAAAACUGACCAUGAAAUCAAGAACAGCAAAUGGAGGCUCUACAAGAACCAAGCUCAGAUUGCAGAGUGCUACAACCGCAUGGGUCGUGUGGAGAGCGCCAUUGCGUAUUGCCGAAAAGCCAUCCGAAACGCUUACGAUACUCCUGAAUUUGAACCGGAGGCUGCCUAUAUGAGGGUCCUCGCCGAGAACAACCGCGUCACGGAGAUGAUUGGCCUUUUUGACGAGCUGGACGAGCGCUACGCUUGCGCCAUCCAGUCUGCACACGAUGCGCAAGACUCUCGCAAGGCGUUCUAUCUCCGAAACUCCCUCGGAAAUGUUUACAUGGCGGCGCAGCAGUACGAUAAUGCCAUUGGAAUUCAGGAGAGUAUUUGCUUUCACGACUACAAAGCCAGAGGCAGCUUGGCUGUGCGUAUCGAGUAUAUUGCAUCUUUUAAACAACUUGCAAGAGCAUACUUAUUGAAAGCCCUCGAGGCGGAUGAGACACUGCGAUCUGAUGCAGUCAAUCCCUGGAUCGUCAAACUCGAAGAACUUAUGGAACAGCAGCGCAAGUACCAAAAUAGAAAUGUGCCGCUCCACAUGGCUGGCUUCGACUUCAACGAAGCUUCAAUCUACCUGGUUCUCCUUUAUCGCCUCCACAAACAAGAAAAAGAGUCGCGAAGACUGCUGUCGAAGUUGGUGUCUGAAACCUUGGGUCUAUUGGAAGACGACGAGCCGCAGAACGACGAGAUCAGUAUCGCCAACCUGCAGCGAACCCUGAUCGCGGCAGGUGACACGACAAACGCGCAGGCACUCUGGCAGUCUGCGAGAACACCCCCGGCAGCAACAGCUCUCGCUAGCCACUUGAUCGGCGAAAGACGCUCAAGUUCACCCAAAAUUGGUGGUCUGUCUCCACGGAGACACACGAAACAGAUCACACUGACAAAGAUUUUCACUGAGAGCAGCGAUUUCUCUUGCGAUCAUUGCCUCAAGCUGUUUGCGCCUUCCGACAAGUUCGCAGUGUGCUGGUACUGCAUCGACUCCAAGUUCUGCUUACCAUGCCUGGCUAUUGUCAAAAGCCAGAAUUUCACACCUGGACACACGUCUCCGUGCAAGCCGAGCCAUGAAUGGUUGAUUGUGCCGCCGUUGCCGAAGGACCUCCAAGCCGGAGAGAUUUUCGUGAAUGGGCAGGUGCAGAAGCUAGACGAGUGGAAGUCAGCACUACGGCAGAAGUGGGUGCAAUCGAAACCCGGCACGGGGCUCGGUAUUUUCUAG